Molecule: messenger RNA, 309 nt
Organism: Angiostrongylus costaricensis
Lineage: Eukaryota; Metazoa; Nematoda; Chromadorea; Rhabditida; Metastrongylidae
Source: the annotation of a GenBank genome assembly
AUGGGGCAGCGACUGGCACCAACCCUUGCCGUUGCCUUUACGUCUAAAGUGGAAGCACCAGUAAUCGAUCUCAGGCCGUUACUCUACUGGAGGUAUAUAGAUGAUUGUUUUGUCAUCUGCUCCGCACAAGAGGAGAUGGACAAAUGCUUUGAGUUAUUGAACGAACAGUCAGAGUACAUGAAAUUCACCCGUGAGAAACCGAAAGAAAACUGGCUUCCAUUUCUAAACUUUCAGAUCAACCUAUCCGAAAACAGCUACAACACAAAAUGGUAUCGAAAGCCAAGCAGUAAGAAUAUAGUGGUUCAUUAG